UGUUCUUGUAUUCGUCCUCUCCCUCCUGUUUUGCUGUCUCUUUGCCCACCUGCCAGCUCCAAACACACACACACACCCACUGCUGCACACCUUAAUCUCACUGAAGCGAUGAUGAAGAUGUAAAGAGUCCCGGUUUGGCCGCGCUUCCUGGCAGAUGUCUCUCUCAUGGCCAAACCAACAGAUUACGUUUGAACCUCCAAUUAAGUUGGGCUGCAGAACCUGACGAAAAGAUACUGCCAGCCUCACGCUGGAGGAGUAAGAGGAGAGAAAGUUGGGGAGUAGACUGAGAAUGAGUCUGGUGGGAGGGAGCGUGCAGACAAAACACACAAGCUGGAUGCAGCCACUACAAGUGAGAGUUGGAGAAGAUGACAUCUUGGGGAGACACUGACUGAUAAGCCUCGUAAUCGCUGAUGAGAAACUCGAGAAGCUGAGGAAAGUCAGAGAAGAGGUCUGCAGCGGUCGGAGGGACGGAUCAGCUGCAGGAGAGAGUGAUUUCCCGAGUCCAUCCCGGUGAAUGAAUCGACGCGUAUCUCAUUGAAUCUGUGUCGGCGCGUGAUUGAUUGGCCAACGUGGGACUGAGCUCAGACUCCGGCAGUCAGCUGGCGAGUCGGGUCUCAGGCUACGCUAAUCCUCCCACUCCGGGUUGGAGUCUCGCUCAUUAAGGACUUUCUGUGACUGAGGAUAAGGAGACCAGAGGAGCGGAGCGCUGUCGUCCCCAACUUCAGUCAUGUCGAUGCUAAUCGUUACUCAGCGCAUCGAUCCCACCACCACCUCUAAAAUGGAGCUGGUGGGCAGCAACCCUCCGCAGAGGAACUGGAAGGGAAUAGCGAUCGCCCUCCUUGUCAUUCUGGUCAUCUGCUCGCUGAUCGUCACCUCCGUCAUCCUGUUGACACCAGGUGAAGACGACCAUCUGGCUCUGAAAGGCAAGGUUACGGUUGGAGACCUCUUUCGAAAAGAAUUCAAGGUUCAUGACCCAAACGCCAAAUGGAUCAGCAGUAAUGAGCUGCUGUACCGCAACCGAGAUGGCGACGUCGUCAAGUACAACGCCGACACCGACGAGCAAACUGUCUUGGUCCAAAACAAGAAAUUUGAAAUGUACAAGGCCAGCAGGUAUGAGGUGUCCCCGGACUUGAAGCAUGUGCUGCUGGCCUACAACGUCGCGCCGGUGUACCAGCAUUCCUAUACGGCAUUUUACAUCAUCUGCAGUCUGGAGACUCCAGAAACCUGGAACCUGAACCCUCCGGAGGUGCGAAAUGCUCAGCUGCAGUUCGCAGGCUGGGGUCCCCAGGAUCAACAACUGAUAUUUAUAUUUGAGAACAACAUCUACUAUCGGUCUAAGGUGGAGAGCCGAUCGAUUCGUCUCGUAUCUACAGGCAAGGAAAGCGUCAUCUUCAAUGGACUCAGUGACUGGCUGUAUGAAGAGGAGAUCUUCCACUCACAUAUUGCCCACUGGUGGUCUCCUGAUGGAGCCAGGUUAGCCUACGCUACCAUCAACGACACUCUGGUGCCGAAGAUGGAGCUGCCAAUGUUCACUGGAUCCCCCUACCCUAUGGGGAAGGAAUAUCCAUACCCAAAGGCUGGAGAGGAGAACCCGGUCAUAACGCUGUAUGUUGUGAACCUCAACGGCCCUCUGCACACCAUCGAGAUGAAACGACCUGAUGAUCCCAGGAUCGGUGAGUACUACGUGACAAUGGUGAAGUGGGCCACCACGACCAAACUGGCCAUUAACUGGCUGAACCGAGCCCAGAACAUUUCCAUGCUGACGCUGUGUGAGGCCACAACGGGAGUCUGCACAAAGAAACACGAAGAUGAAAGCGAAGGCUGGCUCUACAGGCAGAAUGAGGAGCCUCUGUUUUCUAAAGACGGCCUGAAGCUUUUCUUCACGCGCGCCAUUCCCCAAGGAGGCCGGGGGAAGUUCUUCCACAUCUCCAUGUCCGUCUCCCAGCCCAACACCAGCACCGACACGCUGCAGUCCAUCACAUCUGGAGACUGGGAUGUCACUCAGGUUCUGGCCUACAACGAGGAAAACCAGCUCAUAUACUUCCUGAGUACUGAAGACGGACCAAAACGAAGACAUCUGUACAGCGCCGACACGUUUGGAUCGUUUAACCGGCGCUGCCUGUCGUGCGCCUUGGCCGACAGCUGCGGCUACAUCAGCGGCUCUUUCAGCCACAACAUGAGCUACUUCCUGCUCAACUGCCAAGGUCCAGAUAUCCCUUUUGUGGCCGUGUACAAAACCCAGAGAGAUGCAGAAAGUGAGACACAAGACAGAGAAAGCAUUUCAGAGGUUUCUAAACUGGAGAGCAAUGAGAACCUCCGGCUGACGCUGGACUCCAUGCAGAUGCCCACAGUGGAGUACAGGGAGAUCAACAUGGACGACUACAUUUUGUCUUUAAAGAUCCUGAAACCCGCCGGCUUCAUGGAUACGUCCCACUACCCGCUCCUCCUUCUUGUUGACGGGACACCCGGUGGCCAGACGGUGUCUGAGCGGUUUGUGUUGGACUGGGCCACGGUUCUGGUGAGCAGCUUCGGCGCCAUCGUGGUGCGCUGCGACGGGCGGGGCAGCGGCUUCCAGGGCACCAACGUCCUGCACCGGAUCCAUAAGAAGCUGGGCGUUUUUGAGGAGCAGGAUCAGAAGGACGCUCUCGAUUUCAUUCUGAAAGAGCCUUAUGUGGACCAAUCCAGAGUCGGCGCCUUUGGACAGGUGUACGGCGGCUAUGUGACCAGCCUGUUGCUCAGCGGCGAGGAAUCGCCAAUAAAAUGCGGCUCUGUCCUCUCACCCAUCACCGACUUUGAAUUAUACGCCUCUGCUUUUUCUGAAAGAUAUCUGGGUCUGCCUAAACCGGAUCCCAGAUCAUACACGAUGGCAAAUUUAGCCCACCGAGCGUCUCAGUUCCUGGACAAGAAGUUCCUCAUCGUUCACCCGACAGCUGAUGAAAAAGUUCACUUCCAACACACAGCGAAAUUUAUUUCCCAGCUCAUUAGUGAAAAGGCCAACUACACCUUGCAGAUCUACCCAGACGAGGGUCACUUUGUCCACAGCGACGCAACAAGGCAGCACCUGAGUCAAUCCCUGGUGAAUUUCUUUGAGGAGUGCUUCAGGCUACCAGAAAGCGUGUUUGAGGAGGAGCUGGAAGAGGAGGUUGAGGACGAGGGUUAGAUUUUCUUCGACAGGCUGCCGUUUCUCUUUGCUCAUUCACUCCAUUUGGUCCGACAUUCCCUCCGUGUUGUAUCCGUGCCCGAGAGCGAGUUGUCCAUUAUGCAACCCUCAUCCUCCGUGUGUUUCGGUUGAACUCGCUGUGUCUACAACGCCGUCCAGCGGACGACGGAUCUGUCCUCCCCUGUUCAUCCGAUGGAUUUCCAAAAGCCUGAUGACCCACAGGAAGUCCAGAACCAGUCUCCUUUACAGCAGGAUGGACGUCUUUAAAAGCAACGGAGAGAAAGCUAAAGCCUACACACUGACUUUCAGGCUGUGAGGAGAAGAAACGUUACAGCACACAACCUACAUGGGCUUGUAGAUAAAUGAAAUUCAGAACCCUGGCGCUGAUCGGCAGUGUUCGUAAGGGGCGUCUGGAACUGCGAGGAUACAGGGAACUUUACUAUUUUUGAAGUCGUGAUGAACUUUUCAUGGACUGUGGUUGUCUCUGUUGUUAACAGUAUGUAAAAUAGCACACAAAUGCUCAUCUUUUAUUUGCGUCAACAAUGCUUUAGGUCAGUGUCUGUUUCAAUUAUGCUGGGACGAGUUUUACGGGGAAAGAAAUAAGCCAUUUUGUUUAGAUUAUACAUUUGACAUCGUUCCGUUUCGGUUUCCUCCGACAAUAGCAUUUUCUUGAUUUAUUCACGGUGCCUUACUUUAUCAGAAAACAUGAAGAUAAAUUGAUCUAAUACAAAAAAGCCAAGAUAGUGAUUCAGACCUUCAACCACAGUAUCUUACUGCAGCGAGUGAUUUAAUGGUUUUAAGCCUGGAAAGCAUGCAUGAAUGGAGUUUAGACAAACAUAGAAAACUUCCCAGCAAGGGUAUAAAAAUAUAAAUUACUAUAAAAGGGUCUUUUUUCAACUAGAGUUUACUUAGUUACUUUGUUUUUUUUUUUAGAAAAAGCAGCUUAUUUCUUUUUGAAAAUAUUUAUAUUACCUCCUUCUUACAUGAAACCAGGCUAAGGAUAAAUAUUCCUGAGCUUAUCUAGGUUGUUAUUUGCUUGCUUUCCAACAACUACUUUUUAAAAACUGACAUUUUUGCCCACUAGUUUUAAAACUAAAAGCAAAGCGAAGCUGCAAGAUCUUAUAGCUAAUGAUCAGCGUGGUGCUUGUUUUACUUUGCACAAAAACUAAAUGUCCUUUAAUAGCAUUUCUAAUGCUAAAUGUAACAUUAUUUUUGCUUUUAAUAGUGUUUUUAACUUUCUAGCAGUGCGGGUAAUUUUAUUUUUCUGCUAGUUUCAUAUCAGCCGUUCAACUUGGCUGACAUCUUUAUGCUAAUCUAUGAUUAUUCUCUAUAAUGUCCAAAAUUAGGUUCAUUUCAAUGCAAUAUUUGAAAAGUAAAUAUUUGGGGGUAACAUGACAAAUUUUGUUAUUUCUAAUAAUUUUAAAAACUGAGUGAAUUGAACGAAGUUUGGGAUUAUUUUCAUUUAACAGUAAAUACCAGGUUACACAUAAAUUUCACGUCUGCAGAGGAAGCCAAGCUAAUCACUGAAAUGAAUAUAUCAGGCACAAGUUUAUUUAUUUAUGUUGCACUCCAGUGCAUGUUCCGACAUGCUUUGCUACGUUAUCCGUCAUUUCUCAGUUCGUCAUCGUAAAGUUUGACAUCCUGAAUGUUUUUUUUACAGAACUGCAUAAACUAUAUUUGCAGUAGUAUUGUGAUUGAGAUCACGGUCUCGUUAGCUUGAUGUGUAAAUGUUCUACUAUCAUUUUAUUUUGAGAAGAAGAGGAAGAAGAAAAACAAUGUUAUCCGAGUCUUACUAGUGCAUAACAUACUUUGGACGUUACGUUCGGUUGUUCAUUUUUGUUCUCCUUUUGCCGUCGUUGAACUGAGCUGGAAGCGGACUUUAUAAAUGGCCAAUGGAAACAAACUUUCUUUCUACACAUGGAGGACUUUUUCCAAGAUGUUCAACUUUGUUAUCCAAAGCAUACAGGGAUGUCAUUGGCAGAUUGUGGCAUGAAAGUAAGUGUUAGAAUAAAAAAGUAGAUAUUUUAUCAGUCA
Poeciliopsis prolifica (blackstripe livebearer) is the source of this 5194-nucleotide messenger RNA. RefSeq names its product dipeptidyl-peptidase 6a (gene dpp6a). Gene Ontology annotation, biological process: proteolysis. The record is from RefSeq and is a predicted model, not a curated record. Lineage: Eukaryota; Metazoa; Chordata; Actinopteri; Cyprinodontiformes; Poeciliidae. The transcript is spliced from 26 exons. Gene Ontology annotation, molecular function: serine-type peptidase activity; dipeptidyl-peptidase activity. Bases 728 to 3160 code for a protein of 810 amino acids.